Triticum dicoccoides is the source of this 1417-nucleotide messenger RNA. RefSeq names its product GDSL esterase/lipase At3g48460-like. NCBI's taxonomy places the organism in Eukaryota, Viridiplantae, Streptophyta, Magnoliopsida, Poales, Poaceae. Gene Ontology annotation, molecular function: hydrolase activity, acting on ester bonds. The transcript has 2 exons. The coding region runs from base 52 to 1221 and encodes 389 amino acids. The record is from RefSeq and is a predicted model, not a curated record.
GCUAGGCAGCAUCGAGAAGCUAGUGAGCUCACUCACUCAAUCGCGCUCGCCAUGGCCGCGUCCACCGCCGUCAGCUGUCUCUGCCUCCUCCUCGUCGCCGCCGUGACCUUCUCCGUCGCGGCCGCGGCGCCGGCGCCGGCACCACCCCCGCCGUUCCGGACGGUGUACGCGUUCGGGGACUCGUUCACGGACACGGGCAACACGCACUCCACGACGGGGCCCUACUCGUACGGCUACGUCUCCAACCCGCCCUACGGCGCCACCUUCUUCCACCGCUCCACCAACCGCUACUCCGACGGCCGCCUCGUCGUCGACUUCCUCGCCACCGACGCGCUGGCGCUGCCCUCCUUCCUCCCGCCCUACCUCUCCCUCGCCGCCCCCAACGCCAGCAGCAAGAGUAGCAAGUACUACGGCGCCAACUUCGCGGUGGCCGGCGCGACGGCCAUCGAGCACGACUUCUUCGCCAAGAACAACCUGAGCAUCGACAUCACGCCGCAGUCCAUCAUGACGGAGCUGGGGUGGUUCGACGCGCACCUCAAGACGCGCCAAGCCAAGAAGGAGGAGAUCGGCGAGGCGCUCUACUGGGUGGGCGAGAUCGGCGCCAACGACUACGCCUACAGCUUCAUGGCCGCCGACUCCAUCCCGCCGGAGCGCAUCCGGACCAUGGCCGUCGACAGGGUCACCACCUUCCUCGAGGGGCUGCUGAAGAGGGGGGCCAGGUACGUGGUGGUGCAGGGGCUGCCGCUCACCGGCUGCCUGCCGCUGGCCAUGACGCUGGCGCGGCCCGAGGACCGGGACAACCUCAGCUGCGUCGCCUCCGUCAACAAGCAGAGCAUGGACCACAACCACCACCUCCAGGCCGGGAUCCACCGGCUCCGCCAGGCGCACCCGGGCGCUGUCCUCGCCUACGCCGACUACUACGCCGCGCACCUCGCCGUCAUGCGCAGCCCCGCCAGGUACGGCUUCGCCGAGCCCUUCAAGACCUGCUGCGGCUCCGGCGGCGGCGCCUACAACUUCGAGAUCUUCUCCACCUGCGGCUCGCCCGAGGUCCCCGCCGCCUGCGCCCACCCCGCCCGCUACGUCAACUGGGACGGCGUCCACAUGACCGAGGCCAUGUACAAGGUCGUCGCCGGCAUGUUCUUCCGCGACGCCUCGGGCACCUUCAUCCGCCCAUCCUUCGGCUCCCUGCUCGCCGCCGCCAGGAAAGGCCACGGCAACUGAGCGAGCGCCAGCAUCAUCAUCAUCAUCAUCAUCUUCAGCAUUCAGCAGCAGCAGCAGUCUUGUGGUGGCUGUUGUAAUUCAGUUGAACUGUGACCAGCACCUUGUUCUGAAUCCAGUGUGAUUUGUGAGACAGAUGUAGUUGACGCUAUGGCGACCAACAGCGAAUUUUAAUAAAGAGUAUCCUAGAGUUUCAUCA